GAAGUAAGAAGGGAAGGGUGUGCCUGGGACCCGCCAGGAGCUUGGAGGUGAUAUUUUCUCCUUGAAGAAUCUUUUCUCUGGCGUCACCACCACCACUCUUCAGUGCGUUCUCAUCGUCCCGGUCGAGCUCCGGUGAAAAGACGUCGUAGAGGAACGAGGACGAAGAGGAAUCAUCGUACCUGGAAUGCCAAAAUUCUACACUAUUCUCCUUUUAUGAUUUCUUCUCUCUGCAUCUAAACGCCAAAAUCCACGCUUUAUCUUUCACUUCCCUCCGUCCCUGACUCUCUGAGUGUCAAUAAGGGUGACGGCGUCGUAGGAGAAGACAAGAUUCGGAAAAUGGAUUCGGUUCCGUCGAGCGCUGCUCAUGGGAAUCUGGAUGAGCAGAUUGCUCAGCUAAUGCAGUGCAAACCCUUGUCAGAGCAAGAGGUAAGGGUGCUCUGUGAUAAAGCAAAGGAGAUUCUGAUCGGCGAGAGCAAUGUACAACCUGUGAAAAGCCCUGUGACCAUAUGUGGUGAUAUUCAUGGGCAGUUCCACGAUCUUGCUGAGCUUUUCCGGAUCGGCGGAAAGUGCCCAGAUACCAAUUAUUUGUUCAUGGGAGAUUAUGUGGAUCGUGGAUACUACUCUGUUGAGACAGUAACACUUUUGGUAGCCCUCAAGGUGCGUUAUCAUCAACGAAUUACAAUCUUGAGGGGAAAUCACGAGAGUCGCCAGAUUACUCAAGUUUAUGGGUUUUACGAUGAAUGCUUAAGGAAGUAUGGUAAUGCCAACGUCUGGAAGACAUUCACAGAUCUGUUUGACUAUUUUCCGCUGACAGCAUUGGUCGAGUCUGAAAUAUUUUGUCUCCACGGUGGGUUGUCUCCAUCCAUUGAAACACUUGAUAAUAUCCGUAAUUUUGAUCGUGUACAAGAAGUUCCACAUGAGGGUCCCAUGUGUGAUCUCCUAUGGUCUGAUCCUGAUGACCGUUGCGGCUGGGGUAUAUCACCCAGGGGUGCAGGAUAUACAUUUGGCCAGGAUAUAUCAGAGCAAUUUCACCAGACUAACAGCUUGAAGCUCAUUGCUAGAGCACACCAGCUGGUUAUGGAGGGGUUCAACUGGGCUCAUGACCAAAAAGUUGUUACUAUAUUCAGUGCACCAAAUUAUUGUUAUCGAUGUGGAAAUAUGGCAUCCAUACUCGAAGUUGAUGACUGCAGAGGACAUACUUUCAUUCAGUUUGAACCGGCUCCAAGGAGAGGUGAGCCUGAUGUAACUCGAAGAACACCCGAUUACUUCCUAUGAAGACUUUGAAGAGGGUGUGAUCAGAUGGAGCUCCUAUAAAAUGGCCACUCCAUGUGCCGGUGGCUUCUUAGGAAUUGAUAGUGUUAUAAUUUCCUGUUAAGGUGAAAGGAGGGAAUGGCAUAAAGCAUGUAGAACCAGACAGGAACCAACCAGGCAGACUGUUGGGGACCGGGAACCAUCCUGGUCCAUGCCUAACCCUUACGAUGCUGCUAGCUUUUGUUCCAUUCUUUCCAUACAAAGUCUUUAACUUGUUAUUUUUUUCUUGCAUAUUCUUGUUUCCUGUAGAAGAUGAUUAUUUUCUUACAGUAAUAUUUUUGUCCGAAAUACUCAUAGGGUGGCCGGUUAAAUAGUUGGGGUGUUAUUAACUGGCCUUGCGUAUGAAUCAUUUCUAGGUGAAUCAGUUAGUCUUUGUUUUAGGUAUCAUAAGACUUUUGGUAUGCAAAAAAUCUUGAGCUUGUGUCUAUCACACCGUAUUUUUUAAAAAUGUGUGCUUGUUUGAAGUUUGAACCGUAAGUUUGGUUAUAAUGUUUAGUGUAAUGUAAUGAGUUCCAUAUUUGGCCA
Molecule: messenger RNA, 1836 nt
Organism: Cuscuta epithymum
Lineage: Eukaryota; Viridiplantae; Streptophyta; Magnoliopsida; Solanales; Convolvulaceae
Source: the annotation of a GenBank genome assembly